Messenger RNA from Helianthus annuus (common sunflower), 2310 nucleotides. RefSeq lists its product as uncharacterized. The coding region runs from base 1 to 2310 and encodes 769 amino acids. Lineage: Eukaryota; Viridiplantae; Streptophyta; Magnoliopsida; Asterales; Asteraceae. The transcript is spliced from 3 exons. The record is from RefSeq and is a predicted model, not a curated record.
AUGGAUGGUGUGGUGGAGGAUUUAGGUGAAAAUGGUGAGAGUGACAAUGAGUCGGAGCCGAACAUUGUUAAAAGUUAUGGUAAAAACACCCGACCUACAACUUCUGAACCAAUCAAGGCUAAGGAAGGGGAAUCUAUUCUACCUCCCUUUCCUGAAGCCUUGAAGGAUCCGGGUAACACGAAAAUAAUCAAUAAAAGGGGACCUCAACCAGAGGAAAUUUUAGAGGUAUUUAAACAAGUAAAAAUCAACUUACCCUUAAUUGAUGCCAUUAAACAGGUUCCGACUUAUGCUAAGUAUCUAAAGGAUUUGUGCACUCAAAAACGGCAGCACAAAGUCCCUAAAAAAGUGGAUCUCACUGAUGCAGUUAGUGCCGUAUUGAAUGGGGUCCUUCCACCUAAGCUACGAGAUCCCGGGACGCCUUUAAUUUCUAUACAAGUUGGCGAUUUUAAAAUGAGUAGGGCGUUGUUGGAUCUCGGAGCUAGCGUGAGUAUCCUUCCAGGAAGCUUGUACGACCAAUAUGAUUUUGGUCCACUGCGUCGUGCCGACACAACUGUUGUGUUGGCAGAUUUGACUCCUAAGCUUCCUCGAGGGAUAGUUCGCGAUGUGAUAGUUAAGGUGGAAGAGUUCUUUUUCCCGGUUGACUUUUUGGUGCUUGACUAUGUUUCUGCUGAUAAAAACAAUCAACCAAAUGUUAUCUUGGGCCGAUCUUUCUUAGCCACUACACAUGCUCAGAUCGAUUGUCGCACCGGCACAGUUUACAUGACAUUCGGCAAUAAAAAGGUCCGAUUAAAUGUGUUUUCUAAUGUUUCUGACAUGUUUCAAAGUGAUGAAUGUUUCAUGGCAGAUAUUAUAGAUGGAUGCGAUCCUCAUGUCGAGGACAAGAUGCCCGAGUGUUGUUUGUUUUGUGACUGGGUAGAAGAAAAUCACAUGUGUGAUUUGGAAGAGGAAGUUCGGAAGUUGGAGGCACAAGCGGUGCAAGAGAGAAGGCCUCCAUGGUCCCACCAAGUGGAGAGCCUUCCAGCUGAGAUCUCUUCGGGGUUGAAACCGUCACUAAUCAGCCCACCAAAGGUAGAGUUGAAAGAGCUGCCCGCACAUCUAAAGUAUGCAUUCUUAGGAGAGGAUCAGACUCUCCUGGUAAUUAUUGCAGCUAAUUUGGAGAAAGAACAAGAAGAAGCAUUACUGAAGGUGCUGAAGACCCAUCGAGCUGCGAUCGGGUGGACUCUCGCUGAUUUGAAAGAUGCGAAGCCUGCACGGGAUACACAAAGGAGGCUUAAUCCUAACAUGCGAGAAGUGGUAAAGAAAGAGGUAAUCAAGUGGUUGGACCAUGGGAUCAUAUAUCCCAUUUCAGAUAGCGCGUGGGUGAGUCCAACCCAAACGGUGCCGAAGAAAGCAGGCAUUCAAAUUGUUAAGGGUGAUAAUGGCGAGCAGAUAGCCACCCGGCCGGUAACCGGGUGGCGGGAACAAUUGGUACAAGCCCCAAUCUUGCAAUCACCCGAUUGGACAAAUCCGUUUGAAAUAAUGUGUGAUGCAAGCGAUUUCGCUAUUGGGGUGGUACUUGGCCAACGAGUAGAUAAGAAGCCGGUAGUUAUCUACUACGCAAGCAAAACCCUCUCCGAUGCUCAGUUGAAUUAUACCACAACGGAGAAGGAGUUGUUUGCUGUUGUUUAUGCUUUGGAUAAAUUCCGGUCUUAUAUUUGUGGAAGCAAGGUAAUUGUUUACUCUGAUCAUAGUGUAGUCAGGUACCUAAUGGAGAAAAAGGACGCCAAACCGAGACUGAUUCGGUGGGUCCUAUUGUUGCAAGAGUUUGAUCUCGAAAUCAGAGACAAGAAAGGGUGUGAAAAUGUAGUUGCUGACCAUCUGUCACGACUACCGGUUGAAGUGGAGGAGUUCACACCCGAGAUCAAUGAGCAUUUUCCGGAUGAGUUUAUAAUGGCUGUAAGUUCCGGACCUUGGUAUGCUAACUUUGCAAAUUAUCUUGUUUCAGGUACGAUACCGGAUGCGUGGAAUAAGCGUAGGAAGCAACAAUUCCUGUCGCAGGUGAAGAAUUAUAUUUGGGAUGAACCGGACUUGUUCCGAAUUGGUGCUGAUCAGAUUAUUAGAAGAUGUGUGCCCGAGACAGAGUUCUUGGAAGUAUUACAGCAUGCUCACUCAUCUGCAUGUGGCGGUCACUUUAGCGGACAAAAGACAGGACAUAAAGUCCUUGAAGCUGGUUUUAUUGGCCAACCAUGUUUAAAGACGCGUUUGAGUUUGUUAAACAUUGUCCGAAUUGUCAAAAGAUGGGUGGGAUUUCAAAAAGGGAUGAAAUGCUAA